AUUUCGAGGGAAAACAGAAAUAAAAAGAAAAGAGAGUAACAUGCUAGGUUCCCACUUAAAUCUGAUAGCGCCGAUUUCUCCUUCCCUCUGUCGACUCUCUUCCCUCCACCCCUCUCCUUCCCUCCCCGCCGCCGACUUGUUGAAGGCGGCAUCUAGGAAGCUUAUUUUUGCAGCUAAGUCCCACUCAGUAUCCACAAUGGCGACUGAAGAAGAGAAUGUGGGAAAUACAAAGCGACAGUUAGCGAAACUGUUUGAAGUCUCGCUCAGAAGAAUAGUCCCCGAUGAGCCAGAUGUCGAGCCAGUGAUUGCUGCUUGCACUGGGAAGUUUGGCGAUUAUCAAUGUAACAAUGCCAUGGGUCUAUGGUCUAAAGUAAAAGGAAAAGGCAGUGAGUUUAGGGGUCCGCCAUCUGUGGGACAGGCAAUCAUGAAAAAUCUUCCUGAUUCGGAGAUCAUAGAAUCGUGUUCUGUAGCAGGACCUGGAUUUGUGAAUGUUGUCUUGUCAAAGAAAUGGUUGGCUAAGAGCAUACAAAAGAUGCUUACUGAUGGCAUCGAUAAAUGGGCGCCACAGCUUCCAAUCAAAAGGGCUGUGGUUGACUUUUCCUCGCCUAAUAUAGCUAAAGAAAUGCAUGUGGGCCACUUAAGGUCAACUAUUAUUGGGGACACACUAGCUUGUAUUCUGGAGUUUUCAAAUGUUGAAGUUCUUCGACGAAAUCAUGUUGGUGACUGGGGGACACAGUUUGGUAUGUUGAUUGAGUUUCUUUUUGAAAAGUUCCCGAACAUAGAAGAUGUUAAUGAAACAGCCAUUGGUGAUCUGCAGGCAUUCUAUAAAGCAUCAAAACAGAGAUUCGAUGAUGAUCCUGCUUUUAAGGAGAGAGCACAACGGGCAGUGGUUUCCCUUCAGGGUGGUGAACUGAGGUACCGAAAUGCAUGGCUGAAGAUCUGUGAAAUCAGUCGUAAAGAAUUUCACAAGGUCUAUGAACGCCUUGGAGUUCAUUUAGAGGAAAAGGGUGAGAGUUUUUAUAACCCAUAUAUUCCUGGGGUUUUAAAAGAAUUGAGUGAUAAAGGGUUAAUUGAGGACAGCCAGGGUGCUCGUGUAAUCUUUCUGGAAGGGUUUAACAUCCCCCUUAUUGUCGUCAAGAGCGAUGGCGGUUUCAACUAUGCUUCAACUGAUUUAGCAGCUCUUUGGUAUCGCCUGAAUGAGGAGAAAGCUGAUUGGAUCAUAUAUGUUACCGAUGUUGGCCAGCAGCAGCAUUUUAAUAUGUUUUUCGAGGCAGCUAAACGUGCAGGUUGGCUCCCAACUGAUGGCGCCUUGAAACCAAAAGUUACUCAUGUUGGUUUUGGUCUUGUUCUUGGAGAAGAUGGAAAACGCUUUCGCACUCGCUCUAGUGAGGUGGUCCGAUUGGUUGAUUUGCUUGAUGAAGCCAAGGAUCGUAGUAAAAAGGUUCUUGUUGAACGUGGCUGGACAGAGCAGGAGCUUAAUCAAAUUGCAGAGGCUGUUGGUUACGGUGCUGUUAAGUAUGCUGAUCUGAAGAACAACAGAUUGACCAAUUACACGUUUGAUUUUGAUCAAAUGCUAAGUGACAAGGGAAACACUGCUGUUUACUUGCUCUACGCUCAUGCUCGGAUCUGUUCCAUCAUAAGGAAAUCUGGCAAAAACAUAGAGGAAUUGAAAAAAACGGGGGAAAUUGUGUUGGAUCAUGACGGUGAGCGUGAAUUGGGGCUUCAUUUGCUACAGUUUUCAGAGAACGUGGAGGAGACCUGCACCAAUCUAUUGCCGAAUGUUUUGUGCGAAUACCUAUACAAUUUAUCAGAAGUCUUCACCAAAAAAUUCUACUCCAAUUGCCAGGUUGUCGGGUCUCCUGAGGAAACGAGCAGACUCUUGCUUUGUGAAGCAACAGCCAUUGUGAUGAGGAAAUGUUUUAAUCUUCUCGGAAUCGAACCGGUUUACAAGAUAUGAUGGUGGACCAAUAUAGUGUUGUAACCCAUCUUAGCAGGGAUGUUUGAAUGCUUGUUUUCCGUUUGCACUGUAAAAUUGUAAUCCGACUCUUCUCAUACACGUCUCGUCGUUUUCGUGUCUCCCUCAUUCGAAGUUUUGCAUCAACAGAUAGAUAAAAGUAGAUAAAAAUCAAUGGCUAUGGUUUUGCAAACAGAAGAAUCAUGUGACUCCCAUAAUUAACCUAGGAAGUAAGUUUCACGCUUCCAUUUUUCUU
Molecule: messenger RNA, 2210 nt
Organism: Malus domestica (apple)
Lineage: Eukaryota; Viridiplantae; Streptophyta; Magnoliopsida; Rosales; Rosaceae
Product: arginine--tRNA ligase, chloroplastic/mitochondrial-like
Biological process (GO): arginyl-tRNA aminoacylation
Cellular component (GO): cytoplasm
Molecular function (GO): ATP binding; arginine-tRNA ligase activity
Source: RefSeq, a predicted model, not a curated record